Molecule: messenger RNA, 372 nt
Organism: Anthostomella pinea
Lineage: Eukaryota; Fungi; Ascomycota; Sordariomycetes; Xylariales; Xylariaceae
Source: the annotation of a GenBank genome assembly
AUGCCCGACAACAUGCAGCUCCCUGCUCACCUACCAGAGUCUGGCACCAACGAAGAAUCGAAUGGAGUGCAGGAAGGUAGGAGCCGGGUUAAACGGACGCUAGGUAUGCCCACCGAUGAGGUGGCCGACAGGAAGCAACGAAGACUCCGGUUCAGGGGUCAGCUAGGCGGUGAACUCUCUCAGGAGAACAAAGGGUUAGCUGCGACGCAGACCGCGAGGGAAUCAGCCUCUAUCGCUGGAACACCAGUUGUCUCAUCAACAGCACCGAUGAACAAUGCUCCAGAGCGAAAGCCCUGGCAGUCUCUGGUCGUUGGCGACUUGGGCCAGAACCUUAGUUACAUCGAAGAAAAGGACCGCGAGAUCGAGCAGUAA